CCAAUUUUCUGCAAUUCUUACUUACUUGACUCCUCUACUUGCUGCACUUCUACAAUUUUGACACACAACAAACACAAUGGCGUCCGCGAUCAAGGCUCAGUGCAGAAAGGUCAUCUGCAUUGGCAGAAACUAUGCCGAUCACAUUACCGAGCUCAACAACACCAAGCCCAAGCAGCCCUUCUUCUUCCUCAAGCCCUCUUCCUCCAUUCUCCUCCCCGGCCAGGGUCCCGUCCUGCGCCCGCAGGGUACCAAGCUGCACUAUGAAGUCGAACUCGCCCUCGUGAUGGGCAAGACGGUGCGGGACCUCGACCCGGAGGACAGCAAGGGCGCAUUGGAUGCGAUCCACAGCUACCUCCUCGGCAUCGACAUGACCGCCCGCAACGUCCAAGAAGAGGCCAAGAAGAAGGGACUCCCCUGGACGAUCGCUAAGGGCUUCGACACUUUCCUGCCCAUUUCCCAGGAGAUCACCAAGGCCCGUCUGCCCGAUCCGCACAACGCCUUCCUGCGCCUGAGCGUGGGCGCCGAGGAGCGCCAGGCUGACUCGACCGGCCUGAUGCUCUACCGCAUCCCGCGCCUCCUGGCCGAGAUCUCGCGCGUCAUGACCCUCGAGAAGGGCGACCUGGUCUUGACCGGGACGCCCAAGGGCGUCGGCGAGGUCAAGUCCGGGGAUGUGAUGACGGCGUCCAUCGAGGUGGACGGCAAGGAGCUCGAGGAGGGGCGGAUCCAGGUUGAGGUGCAGGACCGCGAGGGCCGCUACCGGUACGCCGAGACCUAGACCGAAUGAGACUGGUAUAGUGGGUUUUGGAGAACAUUCAGUAUAUAUACACUUACACAUACAAAUACAUACCCCC
Messenger RNA from Aspergillus aculeatinus CBS 121060, 851 nucleotides. RefSeq names its product fumarylacetoacetate hydrolase family protein. Gene Ontology annotation, molecular function: acetylpyruvate hydrolase activity. The transcript has 3 exons. Gene Ontology annotation, cellular component: mitochondrion. The coding region runs from base 77 to 775 and encodes 232 amino acids. NCBI's taxonomy places the organism in Eukaryota, Fungi, Ascomycota, Eurotiomycetes, Eurotiales, Aspergillaceae. The record is from RefSeq and is a predicted model, not a curated record.